GUACCAACCGGAUUUUUUAGCAAGCAAAAGUUACAAACUCACCAAAUAUAUUGUAUUUUAUACAGUAGGGAAAACAAAGAUAAUUUACAGUUUCUUUCUACAAAUCUCGAAGAGACAGUGUUGUCAGCUGAGGCACAACAAACUGAAUUGUAUACAAUCAGACAGUACAGUAUCUAAUUGAAUCAUGGUGACGAAGAUAUGUAGUUAACUAAGUGUUGAAAGUAAACAGUAUAGACUUGAAGAUGGCAGAUCCUCAAUAUGAUAAAACUAUGAUAAAGAAAGGAUAUGUCAGGGUAAAGGGACGAAUACCUAUAGGCAAGUCCUGGAAGAAAAAAUUGUUAGUGUUAUAUGGUCCAUCCAGUAAUGGAGCCUCACGACUGGUCAAAUAUUCAGGAGAGCAGGCAUUUGCAGAGGACGAGCCUUCAUCACAGAUUCCACUCAAAGAUGUUGGUAGUGCUUUGAGAUGUAAAAUGUCCGAAGGAUCUCAUGGAGAUGGCAUUACUUUACAUAUGUCUGAUCGCAGCAUUAAACAGUUCCUUUGUGAUACAGAAUCAGAAUCUACAGAUUGGUUGAGCGUCAUACAGACAGAAUUGACCAGAAAUGAUAAUCUGCCUUCUGGUAUGUUCCGAGUCUUUCUUUUACCCUGUGCCACAUUAAAUGACAGUGGAGAAUGUAUAUUAUAUGUGACUUCUGAUUGUGUAUAUAUUUAUGAUAACGAACAGAAAAGUAGACAAAUAACUGCAUGUGAUAUCACUCAUAUACGAAGAUAUGGCGCUGAUGGUAAAAGGAAGCAAUUUCUUAUAGAAGCUGGCAGUAAGAAUCCUACUGGAGAAGGAAUCUAUUUAUUCAGAACAGUUUUUCACCAAGAAAUUCAUGAUCAAAUAGAAGAUGCUGCUGAAAGAAUAAAGAAAAAGUCUUCAGGACGACAAAGAACUGUUCCUAGUAUUCCUGCAAAGCAGCCCAUUUAUGUGAACCAGAAACCUUAAAGAUGCAUCUGAUAAUUGAUCAAACCCUUGUAGGCCUUCACAGACAUUCCUGUUGGAAUUUGCUCAAGAUAUUGAAGUGGCGAUUUUGUUGUUAGGACUAUUUCACUAUAUGGGAUAGCCCUUAGUCAUGUUUACAUUUUGUUGUUAGGACUAUUUCACUAUAUGGGAUAGCCCUUAGUCAUGUUUACAAGCAUUUUUGAAAGUAUAUUUUUAUAUUAUAAAAAAAUGGUGUAAUCUGUGCUUUAGCACAAUCAGUGGGACUUCUUUGAUUUUUCAUGUUUUUAUGUAAAUCUGUUGUAUGCAAAGGCUUAUAUUUGUACUGGAACUCAGGGUCCUUGUUCAAACUAUUCUCAUAUUUGUUACAGUAGAAUGUUCUAAUGUAGUAGAAUGUUCUAAUGUUGUGGUUAUUAUUUAUUAUAUUUUUGAUACAACAUAAAAUUUGAAUGACAUAACUUUUUUUGGGAAAAGAUUGAAGUUAUGCAAUCAAAACCCUUUUGUUGAUGGCUUGAUAGUUAUCAAUUUUCCAAACUGUAUCACUGCUUUAGAGAUAAAAAAAAACAUAGUGUAUUUAGCACAACGUUCUAUGCAUAGUAUUCAGCAACAUUUCAAGAAAUUAUCAAUUAGAUAUAUACUCAGAUAUUCAAGUUACAAAAUUAUGUCUAUGUGUAUAACUGUACUCAUCAAGAGUUUCAUAAAUUUUGCACGAUGUAUGAAUUUAGUAUCUGUUCUAAAAAUAUCAAUGAUGUCAUUGUUAAAGUAAUAUUCACAAAAUUUGGGUUAUCUUCCUUUGUCCAUAAUUGCAGUCGAACCAACUACAACAAUGGACUCCAAUUCAUAGUAUUACCUUUCAAUGCUUAAUACAAUGGAAUAUUUAAUUUUUAGUUUGCACCGCAAAAUUAAAGCAAUCUUUACCCUUCAAUGCUCACAAGCACUUUAAUUAUGUUUAUUUUUGAAAAUGUGUGUAUUGUAGUGUGUAAAGUUCAGUUACAUUUUCUCUGACAAUCUUCAUUAACAAAUUCGUAAUUAGUAAAAAUCAUUCAAGAUAUAGCCAACAGUGCUGAAAUUAGCCUUAAACACUAAGAUUUAAUCAAUCAAUCAAUCAGAAAAUGGUUAAUGCUACCUUCUAUAAAAGUAAAGGCUGCUUUGUGUCCAAUGGUCAAUACUAUAGAGUCAUUGUCAUGUUAAGUUUUAUACUAACAACAACCAAGAUAAAAAUAGUCUUAUAUAACACAUUCCUUAACUCCGGCAAACAGGAUUUUUCAUUCAUUUAGUUUAUUGUAUCAUGGGGUAAAAUAAAGUCCGUAAUAAAACUGAAAAUGUAACAUAAAAAAUGAAAGGUUUUCCAUAUUUAUCAUUAAAAAAUGCUAUAUACCUGAAGUAAUUGGGACACUUUUAAAUACAAGUACAGUACCUGUCAAUGGAGUUACAAUAGGUUAUAUAAAUGACUAAUCAUAUACCACUGAUGUUUUUUUUAUGAGAUAUAUGCAUGCUUUUUUUAUCUAAGAAUAUAUAUCAGCUGUGUAAAUUUUACUUUUUUUUUCAAGAAGUAUUGCCAAUUUAUCAAAGCAAUUUUCCAUAUGUAAAAAUGUUUUGACAGGAAAAAUAUUACCUGCUAAUAUAUUUAUAUAUUUUAUCACUUCUAGUUCAUUGUAAAGGAGUAGGUCCAGUAAGACCACUUUUUGGCCCCAAAAUAUAGCAGUUUUACAAAAUUGUUAAAAUGUAAAUUUUCAGCUAUUUAUUGGAAAGAAGAAUACUUCUGUUACAUAAAUAUGGGCUGUUUUUGACAAUACAAUGCACAUGUAUCGGGUACUAGCAUCAUUAACUCAUGCUAAAUUACUGAAAUCUUCAAAAUUAUAGCAUUUUGGUUAAUUUUUAGACAGUUUCCGUCUUAAAUGGAAGUGGCCGCAUUUGUGUUCAUUCUUAAUAUUUAAAUGUCAGUUGUAUUUGAUGAUAAUACAUAACAUAUAUAAAGGUUGAGAAUGAACACGGAUGCGGCCACUUUCAUUUUUGACAAAAACCAUCUCAAAAGUGACAUAUUAUGGCAUAUUUGAUAGAUUUUUCAUAGUUAAGCUUGAAUUUGAGCGUCUUUAAUGACUAAAUCAGUUCAAAUCUUUCACAUAAACUAAUUGAAUCGACUGAAGAAGACACUUAAGUGUUUAAAAAGUGUCCAGAAUCUUUCAUCAGAUGAACCUGAAUUUUGAGGCCAAAAUCGGCCCUUACCGGACCUACUCCUUUUGUAUAAUUAGUGAGCAAUAGCUGAUAGUACAUCUUGUUACUUCUUUAUGGAUCUUGGGAGGAAUCAUAAUGCAAAUACUGCAAAAUUAUAGAAAUACACAAAUUUUACACUCCAAAAAAAACCCAGUAUGGUACAGUUUUUAUAUCAGUGUCUCAACGUUGUUUCAAGGGGAUACAUGUGACAAGUUUUAACAAAGUCAUAGUGACUGGGGUGGGGGGGGGUCAAAUAGCUGCCAAUCAAAAGAAGAAUGAUUUGAUGGUUGUUGUGUCUCCUCUUUUAGUAUGUUGUUAAACAGUAUGUUAAUAUGCAUAAUAUUUAUAAGAGAUUUCACAUGUUCAGAUCUAUUUAUGUCUGAGGUUCUGUCAUAUGAUGAAUUAUUUUGAAAUUUUUGUUGGUAUAUCUUGGUUCGAUAAUGUUAAAUAAUGUUAGUGAUUCCUAAUUGGGCAUUAGUAAUACAUUUCAAUUAUAUAGGGUUAGUUGUAAUAAAAAUAAUUAAAUUCAAAUGUAUAAAUUGCUCUAUCAUCAGAAAGUAAGUACAAUGUAGUUUUCUAAAUGUUCCAAGUUUCCAGUCUCGUCAUGGCUAUAACUAAGUCCUGAAUUCAGGAUAAGAUGAUGGGAUGUAACAACACAUUUAUUGUUAAGUCUUGCAUGUUUUAUUUUAAUCUUCAGAGACGUGUUCAUAUUGAAUUAAUGUUGAAAGCAUUUAUGAAAUACUAU
This is a messenger RNA of Mytilus californianus (California mussel), 3939 nucleotides long. Its product is annotated as docking protein 4-like. Bases 243 to 986 code for a protein of 247 amino acids. Lineage: Eukaryota; Metazoa; Mollusca; Bivalvia; Mytilida; Mytilidae. Gene Ontology annotation, biological process: positive regulation of MAPK cascade; cell surface receptor protein tyrosine kinase signaling pathway. Gene Ontology annotation, cellular component: cytoplasm. The record is from RefSeq and is a predicted model, not a curated record. The transcript is spliced from 7 exons.